AUGUACCUACUUUGUAGGGCAGGGAACUCUGCUACGGAACCUUACAUUGUUGGUCACAAUGUCCUACGUUCUCAUGCAGCAGCCGCAGAGAUUUACAGGAAAAAAUAUAAGAAUACACAGGGUGGAGCAUUAGGGAUAGCUUUUGAUGUCAUUUGGUUUCAGCCAGCAACAAACAAACAAGAAGACAUUGAAGCAGCUCAGAGAGCUCAAGAUUUUCAGCUGGGCUGGUUUCUUGAUCCAUUGAUGUUUGGAGAUUAUCCAAGUUCAAUGAGAAGUAGAGUAGGAAGCAGGCUACCAAAAUUUUCUCCAUCGGAGUCUGCUUCUCUCAAGGGUUCAAUAGAUUUUGUGGGAAUCAAUCAUUACACCACAUUUUAUGCACGACACAAUUCUUCGAAUUUAAUUGGGAUCGUGCUCAAUGAUACCAUUGCAGACUCCGGUGCUGUCACGCUUCGUAAGUUUUAGA
Molecule: messenger RNA, 463 nt
Organism: Lotus japonicus
Lineage: Eukaryota; Viridiplantae; Streptophyta; Magnoliopsida; Fabales; Fabaceae
Product: beta-glucosidase 40-like
Exons: 3
Coding region: 1-462 (153 amino acids)
Biological process (GO): carbohydrate metabolic process
Molecular function (GO): beta-glucosidase activity
Source: RefSeq, a predicted model, not a curated record